UUGAAUACACGAAUUCAACGCUUGGAAAGCAGAAGUUGUGUUAGCAAUGAUAGCAGCCAUCUUAAAACGUCAUGGCAACGGCAAGUUAUCUCAAUACCUAGCCUGCAUAAGUGCCUGUAUUGUAGCUUUCACCUCUGGCAUCCACUAUGGCUGGACAGGGCCGUCAUUGAGGAAAAUACUCACCCCAGAAUACCCCCAUGAAGUAACCCCCGAUGAAGCUUCCUACAUAGCAAUCGUUAGCUGCGCGGGGCACGUUAUCGGAGGGUUUUCUGGAAGUGCUCUGUCAGAUACCAUCGGCAGGAAAUACACCUUGCUGGCUAUUGCAGUACCACAAGUAUCGUCAUUGCUUUUGAUAUACUUUUCUUACGUUGAGAAGUACUUCUUGUAUGCGGCCAGAGUCGUAGGGGGUGUUGCUGAAGGAGGUAUAGUAGCAGUGCUGCCGAUCUACAUAGCUGAAGUGUCAUCCCCAGACAUCAGAGGAGCCAUUGGGACAUUGUCCACGUUGGCUAGCAUGUACGGUUGUCUCUUCAUCAACCUGCUGGGCUCGUAUACAAACAUCCACACCACUGCUCUCAUAUGCCUUGCUUUCCCGGUACUACACUGGAUCUGUUUCGUAAAUUUCCCGGAGAGCCCUUACUUUUUGCUGAUGAAAGGGAAGGUUGAACGAACUAGAGAGAGUCUCAAGGUCCUACGAGGGUCGCAAGACAUAGAAAAAGAGUUGCUUGGACUCACUGGUGAUGUAGCAAGACAAAUGUCUGAGUCUGGUACCUAUCUGGACUUGUUUACUAUAGACUCCAACCGUAAAGCGUUCCUUUUGGUAACCGCGGCCAGAAUCUUCCAACAGUUCACGGGCAUCUCCGCCUUCGUCAGCUACUACCAAAUCUUGAUCGAGCAAAGCACGAAUUUGUCGCCAGUUCUGGGUUCAUCGUUGAUCCUCCUCACUCAGAUCGCUAUGAACCAUCUAACGUCAUCGUUUGUGGACAGGUUCGGUAGGAAACCGUUGUUGACGUUGUCUGCAGGUCUUACAUGCUUUGUUUUGCUGGUGCUAGGAGUGUACUUCACUUUAAAGGACUAUACCUCGCUAGAUCUGUCUGGCGUUCUUUGGUUUCCACUCCCCGUCAUGGUGCUCUUCAUCAUAUCUUCUUUCCUGGGAAUAGGCGUUAUUAUACCGAUUGUCGUGUCGGAGAUUUACUCGACGAGUAUCAAAUCUAAAGCAGUUUCGCUUGGUAGCAUCGUUUUCGCUUCCUCCAUGAUGGCCAGUACCAAGUUCUACCAGUAUUCUGCUGAUAACUUUGGUUUGGCGGUGCCUUUCUACAGCUUCGGUGCUUGCACUUUCUUUGGGAUGCUGUUCUACCGCUUUGGACUGCCAGAGACUAAGGGGAAGACGUUGGAGGCUAUACAACAGGAGUUGAAAGGAAAUCGUAUAAAGAAUUAGCUUUCUCCUUGGAAUUCUUGUAAAGCUAAGAUAUUUUUAAUUAAAAUUUGUAUGAAAUCUAUAUUUUAAUUCUAUAAAUAUAAAAAUUUAAUUUCAAGUUAGUAAGCUUUAUAUCAAAUACGUAAUUACAUACAUGUUUAUUUAAAGCUGGUUCGGUUAUAAAUAAACUAUUAAUAUUAUGCAAUGUAGUAGCAAGU
Messenger RNA from Anoplophora glabripennis (Asian longhorned beetle), 1632 nucleotides. Its product is annotated as facilitated trehalose transporter Tret1-like. Gene Ontology annotation, cellular component: membrane. Lineage: Eukaryota; Metazoa; Arthropoda; Insecta; Coleoptera; Cerambycidae. The transcript is spliced from 3 exons. Bases 47 to 1435 code for a protein of 462 amino acids. The record is from RefSeq and is a predicted model, not a curated record. Gene Ontology annotation, biological process: transmembrane transport. Gene Ontology annotation, molecular function: transmembrane transporter activity.